CCUACCUAUGUCUCUUGCUCUGAUCAUCAUCGUCUUCACCGUGCUCGUCUCGUCUGCUAUAAGCGCGCUACUCACAUUCGCACCCCUAAUCGUCUUUUUCGGCCUUCUGACCUACCUUGUGCUCAAUGUCGUCCCCCGCUAACAGCGUCACGGCGCCGGCGCCGAUCGAUAUAACGGUCGUUAUGGAGCUUUUGGGCUCCAUGAAGACGACCCAUGGCAUGUUGAAUCAGUCCUUGAACAGCCUUGUCGACCAAGGCAAUAGCGUGAAGGCCUUGGGCCCGACCAUCCAAGAGGGACACGACCAAAUUAAGAAACUCCAGGUCGAUAUCGAGAACCAUGACGCCCAGCGCGCGGACAUUGUAGCCAAUGUGAAAGACACAAUCAGAGGCAAGCUCCGGGAGGAGGCCCUGGAGGAGAUGCAAAAGCGCAUCAAGGAGCAGAUCAGCGCGGAAGUGAAACGGCAGGUUGAGGCGGAGGUGAAAGAACAACUCGUGCGCGACCACCUCGGCACGCCCCUCAACGUCCAGGUCGAUGCCGGCCGCGAGCAGAUCACAGCGCUGCAGGCUGCCGUGCAGAACUCCAAGGCGCGCCGCGAGAACUCCGCCAUCACUUGGAGCGACAUGACGACCAACUUCAAGGACGUCGUCCGCCCGGACGGCACGCGAAGCGCCAAGUGGCCCGCGAACGUCAACUCCCUCGACGGGCUCAGCGCCGCGGACCUCGCGGACCUCCUGCGCGACUACGACCUGCACGUGCACGCGUCGCACGCCAUGAACCUGAACAGCUUCCUGCGCCACAUCGGCGUCGACAAGGUCACCCUGCACUAGUGGUGGAGCGCAUCCGCCCACGCCGUCGCGUCGCCCCGGGGGCUUCGUCGUCGAGGCCGUUGGUCGAGCUCCCCACGUACUAUGCACAUGUUCAGCUUCCCGGCAGUCGAUUCGCAUUUGUUGUCCUUGUCGGAUUCUCGCAUCAUCAUGUACAUGUACCAUAUCGCAUAUCUCUGCCGUAUCAUAUUCUGUUGUAC
Messenger RNA from Trametes versicolor FP-101664 SS1, 1024 nucleotides. RefSeq lists its product as uncharacterized. The coding region runs from base 126 to 827 and encodes 233 amino acids. The transcript is spliced from 6 exons. The record is from RefSeq and is a predicted model, not a curated record. NCBI's taxonomy places the organism in Eukaryota, Fungi, Basidiomycota, Agaricomycetes, Polyporales, Polyporaceae.